Messenger RNA from Panicum hallii, 1270 nucleotides. RefSeq names its product probable protein phosphatase 2C 1. The record is from RefSeq and is a predicted model, not a curated record. Lineage: Eukaryota; Viridiplantae; Streptophyta; Magnoliopsida; Poales; Poaceae. Bases 94 to 1074 code for a protein of 326 amino acids. The transcript has 12 exons.
UCGGCUCAGCCCCGCUGAUGUGGCCUGUCUGCCUCCACCCCUCCAUCACCACCGCCUCGCCUUUGCCGCCAGCGACCGAGCGAGGAGAUUGCAAUGGCGGCCUCCACUGCUUCCCGCCUCUCGCCCCCUCGCUUCCACGUCUCUCCCCGGUCUCCUCAUCCUCCACUUCGCCGCUCGCGCUUCUCCCCCGUCCGCGCUGCCAAGUUGGAAGCCGUGUUGUCUAUUGGUACUCAUCUAAUCCCACACCCAAGAAAGGCUGCUAGUGGCGGUGAAGAUGCUUUCUUUGCCAAUAGCGAUGCUGGUGGAGUAUUUGCAAUUGCAGAUGGUGUUUCAGGAUGGGCAGAAAAGGAUGUCAAUCCAGCUCUGUUUUCUCGAGAGCUCAUGAGAAACAGCUCUAAUUUUCUCAACGAUGAGGAGUUGCAGGUCAAUGGUGAUCCUCAGAUUCUUCUCAUGAAAGCUCAUGCUGCAACUUCUUCAAUUGGAUCCGCAACAGUAAUCAUCGCGGUGCUUGAGAAGAGUGGGACUCUGAAAAUUGCAAGUGUGGGAGAUUGUGGUUUGAAAGUUAUUCGCAAAGGCCAAGUAAUGUUUUCUAUAUCCCCUCAAGAACAUUACUUUGACUGUCCAUACCAGAUAAGCUCCGAGGCAGCUGGUCAGACAUAUCAGGAUGCACUGGUUUGCAGUGUAAAUCUAAUGGAUGGUGAUAUGAUUGUGAGUGGUUCAGAUGGGCUUUUUGACAAUAUCUUUGAUCAAGAGAUUAUUUCCACAAUUUCUGAGUCCUCAGGAGUAGAUGAAGCUGCAAAAGCAUUGGCAGAGCUUGCAAGAAAACACUCAGUGGAUGUCACAUUUGAUUCACCCUACUCAAUGGAGGCCCGGAGUAAGGGUUUUGACGUCCCAUGGUGGAAGAAGCUUCUUGGAGCGAAACUAAUAGGUGGGAAGAUGGAUGACAUCACAGUUGUCGUCGCGCAAGUGAAGACUGUAGCUGUCCCAGACGAGGGUGGUGACAUAGAAGAACAGAAAGGGAACGAGCAAGGCAUUGCUGUAGCAGUUGCGUCUGCUGUACAAAAUGAAGAAUGAUCAAGAGCUAGCUUGAGUUCUCAACCUGCCGGCAUUUUCGCUCCAAUUUCUUUUUUUUCUGUGAUGGACUGAUGGUGCGUUAUACUGCAAGUAAAGAAGUUGAAGCGAAAUACAGUUCGCGUGCUUGUGUGUAGUUGCAUGUAUAUAGACCUCCCGGAUUGCGUUUAAUAUAUGAAUGGAAAUAUGCGGUUAACUA